AUUCAAAUAAAAGGAAUUUGAGAAAUCGGAUUUGUCUUCUUUACCUUCAUCUCCAUUCCUCCUCAAUCCAAACAAGGGUUGGUGAACUAUCUGCUUAUUCACGCCGUACUAUUUUCUUUAACUUUCCCAGCGUCCAAACAUCACAUCGUUUGCUACUCCUCAAAUAUUUUACUUGUUAAAAAUUGUUACUCAGAUCUCUGCAAAACAUGUCAUGGUCAAGUCUCGCUAAAGCUAGAAGAAUUCCUCAUCUAAAAUCUAUAUUAAAAAAUGGUCCUCUUCAGCCCAGUAGGGCUUACGAUUUCAACGGAGCCAACAGUUACAAGAACAUCAGCGCUGCACAUAAUUGGCCGAGUUUUGGCGGUCAUUAUCGGAUUCCAGUGCCAAGGUUUGAAGUUAGCAUACCACCAAUCGGUGGUUGGCUUGGUAAUAGUUGCAGUAAGAGGCAUUUCGCUACUUAUCAAGCUUCUACUAGUACAGAGCGGAAAUCGAGAAAAUUAUUGAUGUAUCUAACGGGUUUGGUUUUUGCAAUGGUUGGGGGUACAUAUGCUGCUGUUCCUCUUUAUCGAAGGUUCUGCCAAGCUACUGGCUAUGGAGGCACCAUUCAGCGCCGGGAGAGCGUUGAAGAGAAAAUUGCUCGGCAUGCUAAAGAAGGAACUGUCACCACAAGGGAUAUUGUUGUGCAAUUUAAUGCUGAUGUGGCUGAUGGAAUGCCUUGGAAGUUUAUUCCCACACAAAGAGAGGUGAGGGUAAAACCAGGAGAAAGUGCUCUUGCAUUUUACACUGCUGAGAAUCGAAGUUCAACUCCAAUAACUGGUGUAUCUACGUAUAAUGUGACCCCUAUGAAGGCUGCAGUGUACUUCAAUAAAAUACAAUGCUUUUGCUUUGAGGAGCAGCGUCUUCUUCCUGGGGAGCAGAUUGAUAUGCCUGUAUUCUUUUAUAUUGACCCAGAAUUCGAAACUGAUCCUAGAAUGGAUGGGAUUAACAACAUAAUUCUAUCCUAUACAUUUUUCAAGGUUUCAGAGGAGUGAUUGAUGCUCAUGCCUCAACAUCCUUCCUCACAUAAGAGCUUGGCCUAGGUACUGCAUCGUGGCUUCAUACCUAAUUUGAUACAGAUGAUGAUAUAAAUGAUGGAUUAAUGUUUGUGCUAGUCAUGCUUUAUGGGCAUGAUUGUGUUUCCUCAAGGUUACCAUUCUUUUCAAUUGAGCAAAUUGAGAUUUUGUAUAAUACAAUAUAACUCUGAUAUUAGCCUUGUGGGGGGGUUUCCCUCUCCACCCAAAAUCAAAUUUAAUAAAUGGAAAUUAUUUUCAAAA
Hevea brasiliensis (rubber tree) is the source of this 1310-nucleotide messenger RNA. RefSeq names its product cytochrome c oxidase assembly protein COX11, mitochondrial. The coding region runs from base 207 to 1028 and encodes 273 amino acids. Gene Ontology annotation, cellular component: mitochondrial inner membrane. The record is from RefSeq and is a predicted model, not a curated record. Gene Ontology annotation, molecular function: copper ion binding. The transcript is spliced from 7 exons. NCBI's taxonomy places the organism in Eukaryota, Viridiplantae, Streptophyta, Magnoliopsida, Malpighiales, Euphorbiaceae.